GUUGCACUAAUGGUCCACCAUACCAAGUAUCAAAAUGCGGGACAUAUCAAGAAAUUAAGCCUGUACCACUCAUUCAUUCCAUUCAUUCAUGAGAUUCCACUAUGCCAACAUAGCAUCGCUUCACUCGGUAAACAACCCCCCCUUUUUUCUUGCCUUUUUUCUUCCUUCUCCUACUCCUUCAUUCGUUCCUCCCUAGAACAAGACCUAUCGAAUAAAUACCGAUUAUAAACAAGCAAGGAAGAAAAUAUAGACAAGACAAGACAAGACAAGACAAAACAAGCUAUUCAAAAUGUCCACCAUCGACAACCUCAAAGACCGCACCACCCCCGUCUUCUCCCCCGACGACGUCACCGUCAUAUUCGUCCUCGGCGGCCCCGGCGCCGGCAAAGGCACCCAAUGCGAGCGCCUAGUCGCCCGGUACGGCUUCGCGCACCUCUCCGCCGGCGACCUGCUCCGCGCAGAGCAGAACCGGCCCGACAGCGAGUUCGGCGACCUGAUCCGACACCACAUCCGGAACGGGCUGAUCGUGCCGAUGGAAGUAACAAUCGCUCUCCUCGAAGCCGCCAUGCGGCAAAUCCUCGACGAGCCCGCCUCCUCCUCCUCCUCCUCCUCCGAGCAGCAGCACGACGGCCGCCGCAAGAAGGGCAAGUUCCUGAUCGACGGGUUCCCGCGCAAGCUCGACCAGGCGAUCAAGUUCGAGGAGGCGGUUGUGCCGGCGCGCUUCGUGCUGUUCUACGACUGCCCCGAGGACGAGAUGGAGCGCCGGCUGCUGGAGCGCGGCAAGACGUCUGGUCGCGAGGACGACAACGCCGAGUCCAUCCGCAAGCGCUUCCGCACGUUUGUCGAGACCAGCAUGCCUGUUGUCGAUUACUUCGAGAAGCAGAACCGCGUUGUCAAGAUUGACGCUCGUCAGCAGCCGGACCAGGUCUUCGAGGCAACCCGGAAGGAGCUCGAGAAGCGCCUCCAGCUCUGAGUCUGAAUUACGCUAUAUUUACCUGGGUAGCCAACCAGAGCUGGUCGUAAAACGAAGCUUUAUUAGUAAACUCGUGGGCCGUGGCGGCGGGGAGGUAGAUUUCAAAUGAAGGAAAAGGGGUAGUUAUUCCGGAUAUAGAAUUCAGCCUUUUCUAUCCUAUUAAGGUUAUAGAGAGAGAGAGAAGAGAUACGAUGAUGAAUGAUAAAAGACUAUGAAGAAUUAGGGGAUAUAUAGGUAAAUGUAGAGACAGCCAAGAGUCUGUCUGGGUUGCAUAAUCUACGAGGGCGAGUAGCGAUUUUACCUCUAUAAGAUAGAAAGAAGCACAAGCAAGAAAUAU
Molecule: messenger RNA, 1310 nt
Organism: Daldinia loculata
Lineage: Eukaryota; Fungi; Ascomycota; Sordariomycetes; Xylariales; Hypoxylaceae
Product: uridylate kinase
Exons: 1
Coding region: 290-973 (227 amino acids)
Biological process (GO): 'de novo' pyrimidine nucleobase biosynthetic process; UDP biosynthetic process; CDP biosynthetic process
Cellular component (GO): nucleus; cytoplasm
Molecular function (GO): ATP binding; UMP kinase activity
Source: RefSeq, a predicted model, not a curated record